GUAAACGCCUGUUAAUAUUUAAGCUAUUGUAAUACUGCGAUUAUAACUGCCUGAGGCAAAUUUGAUAUUUAGCAUACAUUGGAAUUAAAUUGUACUCGCAGUGUUUUGUUUUGAACACCAGGACAUGAAAAGAGCGUUUUGUACUGUAGUAGCAUUAUUGCUGUUGAUUACAAACGGAGUUUCUUCACAAACCGUAAUCGACUAUGUGGCGUCGAACCUUGAAAUCAAGUACGAAGUUAUAUCAAACCUGGUGGGAGGGUUCAGCAAUUUUACAGCCAGAAUUUCAUUAACCAACCUUGGUAAUCAACAAAUAAGCUCGAAUGGCUGGGAAUUAUACUUUAUGAACAUCUACAUGAUUCAACCAGAUCAAGAGCUUUGGAAAACAACUGACGGAUAUGAGAUUCCAGAUUCGAAUUUUAGAGUUUAUCACAUCAAUGGCUGCGUGUUUAAAUUUGUGCCUACCCAGAACUUUGCUGGUAUCCCGGCAAAAAGUUCUGCCGUAAUAAACCUCGUUAUUCAAAACUGGAGCGUGGCAAGAACUGACAUGUUACCAAAUUGGUGGGUUGCUACCAGCGAUGGUGAACAAUACAAAACUAUUGAAUCAACAGCGACUGAACAAUUAGAAACAUUUACGGGUGAUUUUACGACCCCGGAACAAUGGAAAAGAUACGAGGAAGACCAAUUUGAUCCAUGGACUCCUUCCAUAAGAUGGGAUAGGAAUAACGUUGCCGAUCUAGGAUCUCCACAAAAGCUUGUGAUUCCAACUCCGAUAACAACAACAUCAACCAGCGGUGCUAAAAUACCAAAACCUCUCUCUGGUUGGCAGAUUGUCAAUUUGAAUAACAGUAUUUUAAAUGAAGCAAAUAUGCUGGGCGAAAAAUUGAAUCUUGAAGUUGUGGAUACAUUACCUGUCUCGAACGAAAUGUACGUGACUUUGGUGAUAAAGACAUCGAUUGAAGAUGACGAAUCUUAUAUUCUCAAUAUUGACGGAGAUAGCAAAACCAUUGAAAUUUCGGCAAAAUCUCCUGCUGGAAUUUACUAUGGAUGCCAGACAUUGAUUUCUGUUGUUGAAACAAAUUCCGAAAAAGAAAUAUCUUCAAUGAGAAUCGAGGAUUCUCCCCGUUACAAACACCGUGGAAUGCAUGUGGAUGUUGCCAGACAUUUUGUCCCUUACAAUGAUAUGGUCAAGCUGAUCAAGGUGAUGGGAAUGUAUAAGUUGAACAAACUUCACUUCCAUCUUACUGAUGACGAAGGCUGGAGGGUUGAGAUGUCAUGGUGUUCGUACCUCACCACAGUUGGAGCCACACAAUGUUUUGACUCGACAGAGCAAUCCUGCAUCAUUCCACAAUUCGGUUCAAGACCAGACGGAACCGAUCGAGGCUCUGGGUUUUAUACGAUUGAGCAAUACAAAGAUUUAUUGAGAUUAGCAAAUAGUCAUCACAUUGAAGUUAUUCCUGAAGUUGACAUGCCAGGACACGCCAGGGCUGCAAUUAAAGCGACUCAAGCGUAUUUACAGGCAGCAAGAGACAAGGAAAUCGAAGUCUCUGUUACCGAAGCUGAAGAAAUUCAAAUAUCGGAACCUAAUGAUCCCUCUCAAUACAUAUCUGUACAAAUGUACACUGACAAUGCGAUAAAUCCAUGUCUGGAAUCCACAUAUAAUUUCGUCGAAAAAACUGUGCAAUCGUUUAUUGAUUAUCAUCGCGACAUCCAGCCACUCCGCGUUAUGCAUCUUGGUGGUGACGAGGUAGCUUCAGGAGCUUGGCUUGAAUCAAACGCUUGUCAAGAUUUAAUCAAUUCCGGAAUACUUGAUCUGAAGGAACAUUUUGUUCGUAAAAUCAGUGAAAUUGUCAAAAAUAUCGACGAAAAUUUGACUCUUGGAUUGUGGGAAGAUGGGGCCAUGACCGAAAAUGAAAUGCCUUUCAAUAGAACGGAAAAUGGCACCAAAGAAGUUUUGGUUAACGCCUGGCAAAAUAUUUGGGAAUGGGGACUGGCUGAUAGAGCUUAUAAACUUGCCAAUGCGGGAUAUAAAGUAGUAAUGUCACAAGCCACACACUUAUACUUUGAUCAUCCUGAAGAACCAGAUCCAGAAGAAAGAGGAUUUUAUUGGGCAACAAGGUUUGCCAGCACAAAGAAGACAUUCGGGUUUAAACCAGAUGAUUUGUAUUCGAAUGUUGAUACGACCAGGGCUGGGAAACCUCUAACAGAGGACGAUAUCUGUAAAUGCGAUUUCUGUGAAUGUACCCCGCUAGAAAUCCCAGAAAAUAUCAUUGGAAUACAGGGGCAGAUCUGGACAGAGACGAUGAGGAAUUCGAGAGAAUUUUUUGAAGCUGUAUUUCCUCGGUUGAUCGCACUAGCAGAGCGAGCCUGGCAUAAGGCUUCUUGGGAAAGUGGUUCGACUGAUGAUAGCUUCGCUGAUGAUUGGAAAGAGUUUGCUAACACUGUUGGAUACAAAGAAUUUAGUAGGCUUGAACAAAAUGGAAUAUUGUAUCGGGUGCCUGUACCGGGGGCUAAGAUCGAAGGAAGUCUCAUUCAAUUGAAUUCUGAGUUUCCUGGGCUUGAUAUUAUCUACAGUACAUCCGACAAUCCACACCGAUGGUCAAAAUAUACGGUUCCAUUCGCAUAUACCAAUGAGACUUACUUGCAAGUUCGAUCAGCGGACGGCUCCAGGGGUGGUAGAAUUGUCUCGGUUAAACUACCAAGCAGUGGAACAAAACUACAAGCUGAUAAUAUUUUUAUUGUUCUUGUACUUCUCGUUUUGAGUUUCAUCGUCUUCUGACGAUUUGUGGCAUGCGUAAUUAGAAAUCCGUGUAUAUCCCGUAAUUAUUUUAUCACAAAAAUUUUAUCGCGUUUUUUGCACGUCAUGAGAAUUAGAUUACGAUCGAUUAAAAAUUCACUUCUUAGAUGCUUUGUAUCAUCCCAGUAUGAAACAGUACAACAAAACGAACAUGUACAUCUUCUUUGAGCGUAUUAUAUUUUAUAGGAAUACCGUUUGUCUUAUAAUUAAUUCAUUGUUGGUCAUUGUAACUCAUUUUCACUUAUUUUGAUUGAGAGUGAUAAAAAACAAAUUAAAGGCUAUUGUAUGCACUUUAUUCUGAAUCGAUCCCUAAGAUCAAAACUCCAAUGUUUGACUGUACCUUUCACACUGAUUAUGCAUGCCGCCACUCACUGUACUUUAGAAAUUAGUCCUACCAACCCAUGAAACACAAAAACUACAUUUUUUUGCGUAAAUGGUUGGUUGAAGCCUAAUUUCUGAAUAAAUAUAAUUAUUGCAUAAUUUAAUAUGCAGUUUAUGCUUUUGAUUUUACUGUAAAUAAACUCAAUUUUAUCAUGA
This is a messenger RNA of Styela clava, 3331 nucleotides long. RefSeq names its product beta-hexosaminidase-like. The record is from RefSeq and is a predicted model, not a curated record. Gene Ontology annotation, biological process: carbohydrate metabolic process; glycosaminoglycan metabolic process. Gene Ontology annotation, cellular component: membrane. Gene Ontology annotation, molecular function: beta-N-acetylhexosaminidase activity; polysaccharide binding. Lineage: Eukaryota; Metazoa; Chordata; Ascidiacea; Stolidobranchia; Styelidae.